Molecule: messenger RNA, 1739 nt
Organism: Chanos chanos (milkfish)
Lineage: Eukaryota; Metazoa; Chordata; Actinopteri; Gonorynchiformes; Chanidae
Product: alcohol dehydrogenase 1-like
Exons: 9
Coding region: 88-1224 (378 amino acids)
Biological process (GO): formaldehyde catabolic process
Cellular component (GO): cytosol
Molecular function (GO): S-(hydroxymethyl)glutathione dehydrogenase [NAD(P)+] activity; alcohol dehydrogenase (NAD+) activity; zinc ion binding
Source: RefSeq, a predicted model, not a curated record
GAGCUGUAAUAUGUAUAAAUAAGUCAGCACCCAAGAAUUUUUCCAUCUGUGUGUCUUCUAACAGACAGUGAUAGACGUCCUUGAGUAAUGGCUACUGCUGGAAAGGUUAUUAAGUGUCAGGCUGCUGUUGCAUGGGAGUAUAAUGCUCCAUUGGUUAUAGAAGAAAUUGAGGUGGCACCACCCCAAGAGAAUGAAAUACGCAUAAAGGUGAUAGCCACAGGGGUGUGUCACACUGACCUGUACUAUCUGUAUGAAGGCAAGCACAAAGCUGGCUUCCCAGCUGUCCUAGGUCAUGAGGGAGCUGGUAUAGUGGAGAGUGUUGGACCUGGAGUCACUGAAUUCAAACCAGGGGAUAAGGUCAUUCCUCUCUUCAUUUCGCGAUGUCAUGAGUGCAGAUUCUGCAAGAAUCCAAAAAGUAACCAAUGUGAAUACAACUGGUCGUCUCAGAAGAGUGCGGUGAUGUGCGACACUGAUUCACGCUUUACUUGUCGGGGGAAAGUGAUCCUACAGUUCAUGGGCACCAGCACAUUCUCGGAGUACACGGUCAUGAACCAGAUGGCUGUGGCCAAGAUUCACGAUGAUGCUCGACUCGACCGGGUCUGCCUCCUUGGCUGUGGCAUCUCCACUGGUUAUGGAGCUGCCAUCAACACUGCCAAGGUUGAGCCAGGAUCUGUCUGUGCAGUUUUUGGGCUGGGAGCAGUGGGACUGGCGGCCGUAAUGGGCUGUAAGAACGCAGGAGCCUCCAGGAUAAUCGCUGUGGACAUCAAUGAGAAGAAAUUCGAGAAGGCAAAGAUCCUCGGAGCUACCGACUGCGUGAACCCCAAAGCACACACUAAACCCAUCAAUGAGGUGCUUGCAGGGAUGACCAACGGAGGAGUGGACUUUUCUCUGGAGUGUGUGGGCAAUGUUGGAGUUAUGCGAAGUGCUUUGGAGUCGUGUGUUAAAGGCUGGGGCGUCAGUGUUCUGGUUGGUUGGACAGAUCUCAGUGAUAUCUCUACUCGACCUAUCCAGCUUCUCACUGGCAGAACCUGGAAGGGGUCCUCCUUUGGUGGUUUUAAGGGCAAAGAUGAUGUGCCCAAACUGGUUUUGGACUAUAUGUCUGGACACAUUAAACUGGAUGAAUUUGUGACUCACACUAUGAAACUGGACCAGGUCAAUGAUGCCAUUCACCUCAUGAAGACUGGAGGAUGCGUUCGAACAGUGCUGAACUUGUCGUCCAAAUGAGAAGUGGACAGCUGUUCAAACUCAUUGCAUAUUUCCAAGUACACAAAACAUCUCUUGUCCAGUCAAUCAAGUCCAACAUAUUUUUAAUGAGUAUAUAAUGUUUCCCCUGUCUGGCAUUUACCUGUCAUAUUACUGAAGUGCGUAUGCAAUCCGCUGUCAGCCUGUUCUUUCUAGGUCAGGUUGAAGGACAGUGGAAAAAAUGUAUGGCUUAUUUCCAGGAGGUGAUUUUUUUUAACAUGGCCCAAUAGUCACUGACCCCUUGUUAACCUGCUCUAUAGAGCAGGUUAACAAGGGGGAUGCAUUCUGGUCAUUUUGCUAACAAGGGGGAUGGCAUCCCCCCUCAUCCCCCUAUAAAUCACCUACUGCUUAUUUCUACAUUUGAUAACUUGCAUUUUAUGGCACAGAUAUAGCUAUGUAAACAAUAGAAUACUGCUGAAUGGCUGCACUCAUUCACAAGGCCUCUGUUUUUGUGAUAGACAUUCAAUAAAACUGAAUUGCUACAACCAGUGAUAGUU